Molecule: messenger RNA, 3123 nt
Organism: Adineta ricciae
Lineage: Eukaryota; Metazoa; Rotifera; Eurotatoria; Adinetida; Adinetidae
Source: the annotation of a GenBank genome assembly
AUGACGAAAGGGUCCAAGAAGAGAGUUAGUCAAUUCGAAUUGUUACCGACAGAAUUUUCUGCCGAUCAAUCGAAUGACAAUAAUCAAGUUUAUUCCAUUUCAUCGAGUCAACACAUAUCAGACGAGUCACCGGCACGGAUAGAAGAUGAUUCGACAAGAGGUCGUCGGAUUAUUGAUGAUGUUAACAUGAACAAUAAAAUGUCGAAAUCGAAAUUUCUAAUGGAACCGGAAACAAAUUUCAAUCCUUUGAUCGAAUACGCCAAUGAACCAUUGUUACCACUCUACAAAGCAUGUGUUCCGCUAGAGAGUCUCAUUUAUAACCUGUCAGGAUAUGUUAAAUUAGCACUUGAUGCAACACCCGAACAGCCGCCGGAUGGAUUAACCAUUGAUGAAAGUGCCGCUAUUCGUUUGUACACAUUCGAAUGGAAUAAACCACAUAAAAGUCUCUAUUGGAUGUUAAAUCAUAGUCUUAAGAGUGACAAUCGCGAAGAUCUUCGUCCAUACUUUAAGUAUUUGAAAUUAUUUCUAACAGCACUAGUAAAAUUACCGUGUGUGCCGCCAUUGACAGUUUGGCGUGGUGUGACAAAAAAUUUAAGUCAAGAAUUUCCACCGAGCACUCCUGUGACAUGGUGGGCAUUUUCAUCAUGUACAACUCAAAUGACGAUUCUCGAAAAUAAUUUUUAUUUGGGAAAUACUGGAAAUCGAACGUUGUUUUCAGUGGAAGUUAUCAAUGGACGAACAAUACGAAAUCAUUCACAUUAUCCGACAGAAGACGAAAUUCUUCUCUUACCGGGAACACAUAUGAUCGUUCAAUCUCAGCUCAGUCCGGCAUCGGAGCUCUAUAUCAUUCAUCUGAGACAAGUUAAACCAGAAAAAGUUCUACUUCAACCUCCAUUUGAAGGUGCUGAGCUUUAUCCAAAAAUUAAACGUCAAUGGUAUCAUAAGAAACGAUUCGUCAUUCCGAUUUGUUUUCUGCUAAUGUUAAUGAUUGGAGGAAUCAUUCUAGGAUCUGUUCUAGGAACACGAAACCAUUACAAUACCCUCGGAGAAUGUAAACAGCCUUUUCAAUCGGCAGAUCGUUAUCGAACUCGAUAUCGACCCACAUCUGCUGCAGUUGGUCAUUUCAGAAAUAGUCAACAGUUAGAUGUUGCAGUUGUUACGGCUGAUAAUGGUUUUAGUCUGUUAUUUGGAGAAAACGACGGCACGCUGCAAGUUCCUGGAACGUACAAUACUGUUCAAAUGCCAUCGUUGAUCGUAUCAGGUGAUUUCAACAAUGAUAAAAAUCGCGACCUUGCGGUAGCCAAUUACAUCGAAAAUGUUAUUCUCGUACUGUUUGGUGAUGGCACUGGUCUUUUUCCGACGUCAACAAGGUACGCCACUCGUCACUUCCCAUCGGCUAUGAUAGUCGGCGACUUUAACAAUGAUGCCAAUCUUGAUAUAGCAGUGACUGAUUCUAUUGACAAUAACCUUCUUGUUAUACGUGGUAACGGAAACGGAACAUUUCAAAAUGCAACCAGUGUCAAGGUUCGUCAUACGCCCUCGUUCAUUGUUUCAGGAGAUUUUAACAAAGACAGCAUACCUGACUUAGCAGUAGCCAACUCCGAUGAUAACUGUGUUAGUGUCCUAUUUGGUGAUGGAGAUGGAAACUUUCAACUCUCAAUGGAUUAUACAGUUGGUGCUUAUCCUGUGGCGAUGGUAGUCAGUGAUUUUAACAAUGAUUCUAUACUUGAUAUUGCGGUAGGAAAUCGAGCUGAUAACAGAAUCACUAUUCUAUGUGGCGGCGACAACGGUAGUUUCCAGUACGCAAUAAACUAUUGGACUACCGGAGCUCCUUACGCUAUGACAGGAGGUGAUUUUGAUCAUGAUGGGAGAAUGGAUUUAGCCGUCGUCAAUUUAAACGAUGCUGUCGUUUUUGUUCUAUUCGGAGAUGGACAAGGAAGUUUUAACUUCAGGGCCACACAUAGUAUUAAUCUCUCUCCGAUAUCGAUUGUAUCAGCUGACCUGGACAAAGAUGGUUAUUUAGAUUUGUUGGUGGGUCGUGACGAUGCCGAUUAUAUUAUGGUUCUAUAUGGUUUUCCACGUGGUGCAUUUUCAACGUAUCCUAGCUAUUACACUGUCGGUCAUCUUCCGUGGUCGAUCGAUGUCGCUGACUUCAACAAGGAUCAAGUGCUGGAUUUGGCAGUGACAAAUUUUGGUGAUAAUACUGUCAGUAUUCGGCUGGGCACCGGUAAAAGAGAUUUCUUUACUUUGAUGAGCACUGAUAUUGCUAGCUAUCCACGCGCAGUAGCAUCAGGUUAUUUUAAUAAUAACGAUACGAAUUUGGAUCUAGUAGUAGCGAAUUCAUUUGCCAAUACGAUCAGUGUACUGCUGGGUGAUGGACGUGGGUUUUUUCAAUUGGCGAUGAAUUAUACUGUAGGUAGUUGCCCAGGCGCUCUCAUAUCAACGGAUUUAAACAAUGAUAACAGAGCAGAUGUCGUAGUCGCUAAUUCAGAUGACACGACAGUGCAUGUGUUUCUCGGUGAUGUUAAUGGACUUUUUCAGGCUUCGAUUAAAUAUGAAGUUGGUCGUAAACCAUCGUCCGUAGCAUCAGGUGAUUUCGAUAGCGAUAAUAAAUUCGAUAUUAUAGUAACGAAUCCUUAUGAUAACACGGUCACUAUACUAUUUGGUGAUGGCACUGGCCAUUUUCCAAAGAGUAAGAAUUAUACAACUGGUGAUUGGCCGAGUGCUGUGAAAGUUGAUGACUUUGAUCAAAAUGGUAAAAAGGAUCUCGUCGUCAGCAAUAGAAAUAAUAACACUAUUAGCAUCUUUCUUGGGAAUGGUGAUGCAACGUUCCAAGAUCCAAUAAAUUAUCCUGUGGGUUUAUGGCCCGGUGCUGUCACUAUUGGUGAUUAUAACAAUGAUAAAAGAAUUGAUCUAGCCGUUGUCAAUUCCGCUAACAGCAGUAUCAGUGUACUACUUGGCCGAGGUGAUGGAACAUUCAAUGCUGCUACUACCCAUUCUACUGGGAACGCACCGAACUCCAUCACAUCAGACUAUUUGGACAAUAGCGGAAAACCAAGUUUAAUUGUUACGAACGGUGUCUCCAAUGAUUUGUCUGUUUUCAGAAACAUUUGUAAAAAUUAG